Setaria italica (foxtail millet) is the source of this 1985-nucleotide messenger RNA. Its product is annotated as plant cysteine oxidase 4. The transcript has 4 exons. The record is from RefSeq and is a predicted model, not a curated record. Gene Ontology annotation, molecular function: oxidoreductase activity, acting on single donors with incorporation of molecular oxygen, incorporation of two atoms of oxygen. The coding region runs from base 470 to 1771 and encodes 433 amino acids. NCBI's taxonomy places the organism in Eukaryota, Viridiplantae, Streptophyta, Magnoliopsida, Poales, Poaceae.
CUCCUCCUCGCAAUAUAUCCUCCACCUGUAGUGCCAAUCUGCCAGCCAUUGUAUCAGUAUGGCAGCAAGAAACGCAAAGCCUCCACACCCAGCCAACAAAUGACUCAGGCGCCAGCCAAAAGAUACAGCUUGCAGCCGGAAACAGAUCAGUUUCCUUGCCUGGCACUGCAGCCAAAAUAUACAACUUUCAGCUGGAAACACACCAUCAAACAGCACGCCUCUCGCAUGCUGUCAAGUUCUUCUUCCUCACCAGCCAGCGGACGAGUAUGGCAUGCAGCCAGGACAUAGCAUGCAGCUUGAAACGGCAUCGGUUUCUUGCCGUGCUCGGCGACGCACCGGAGGGAGAUGUUAGGAUAUUGGGAUUGCUGUGGGCUGAAACGGGAGCCGGGAGGCGCUAGCACUUUCGGCCGGCCGGGGGUUUCGUCCAAUCCACCGGUUGUCUACUGCGUGAAUCUUGAGCUCAUGAGUCAUGGCGUGCACCGAAUUUCGCUUGCGAGGGACUCAAGAGAUGCCGAGAUUCGCAUGUAUAAAUGGCCGGCGCCUGCCGUCCCUGCUCCUCACCCAUCACCGUGUUCUUAGCUUCUUUUCUCUGCUUGCUGUCUGUUCUCUCGUAGAGGUGAGGCGAUCUUCUUCAAGUGUGGUGUUGUGCUGUUGCUGCUGGUUGUGUACCGCGAGGUCCCUGGCUAUGGAGGGAAGCAACGUGGCUGGAGGAGUAAAGAAGGAGGCUGUCGAUGCGGCAGCUCAGGGGACACCGUUGCUGAGGGCUGGAGGAGUAGUAAAGAAGGAGCCAGUGGACGAGCCUACGGACGCCGGGAAAGAUGAGCUCCGGCAUGAGGAGGCGGAAGCUAGCGCGGCGAAGAGGCGGAGGGAGGAGGAGUCGGGGGACGAGGCCGUGGGGGUGGGGAGGAAGAAGAGGCAAAGGGUGGUGGCGGAGGGGCUGUCGCUGGGCAGGGAGAGGAAGCGGGACGCCGAUCCGGCGACCCGGAGGACGACGACGGGAGCGGAUGCGACAGCGGCUGCGAUCGUUCCGCAAUGCCGGUGCAGCAUGCUGUUGUCCAUGCCGCCUCUCCAGCGCCUCCUGGAUGCGUGCCGCGACGUGUUCAAGGGCACCCCCACACCACCCUCGUCCAUCAUCGUCCCCUUUAUCUGCAGAUUAAUGGGGAGGAUUGGACCGCAUGACGUCGGGCUCAUGGACGAUCUCGACUACUUCCACAGGAUGAACGCUGCUGCUCGCCAAACCCCACCAAUCAUCACAUGCAAAACCAUUUACAGCUGCAGCAAUUUUACGAUCGCGGUCUUCUUCCUGCCACAGCGAGCGGUCAUGCCCCUCCACGACCACCCGGGCAUGACGGUGUUCAGCAAGGUUCUCAUCGGGUCGACGCACGUCGAGGCCUACGACUGGUUGCGUCCCCGCGUUUCCGGCCAGGGCUCGCCGGCGGCGAUGCUUGCAGAGAAGGUGCUGGACCACAACGUCACGGCGGCGUCCGACGCCUGGGUGCUAUUUCCGGACACCGGCGGGAACAUGCACCGGUUCGUGGUAGACGGGCACUGCGCAUUCCUCGACGUCCUCACGCCGCCCUACGCGCCGGCGGAGCAGAGGUCCUGCACUUACUACGAGGACUUGCCCUACGACGAACUCGACCCCUGUGCUGUGAGCAGUGGGUUAACGGAGGCGCAGAGGCGACGACAGCUAGCAUGGCUGCGGGAGGUCCCCCAGCCUAAGGACCUGAGGAUUGCCAACUUGCCGUACCAAGGCCCAAAGAUCUUCUAGGGUUGGCAGCUAGCAGAUCCCGUUUGGCAAAUUUCUAGCUCGGUUUAACUCUCUUAGCGGUGUUGAUAGAUCCGAAUCGUGCUUGUCCAAUGUCCUGUUAGAUAAGAAAUUGGCAGUGAUAUACGACGACGACGGUGCAAUCUUAUGAAGUAGACUUUGUAAUUGUGGUUGUCAUUGUACUAUAGCUAUUUUAUUCGUAGCUUCAUACCAUGCU